CUCAUUGCUUAUUUCAGGAAACAUGGCCUCGACUAAGACCUGGGCUGCGCCACUCAUCCUUCUCCUGCUCCUUUGCUCUGUCAGCUUAGAGUUCGCAGCUGCAAACGCAGAUGAUGUGGAGCCGAAAGUUGAAGACCCAGAAGGGAAGGUGCCCAAGACUGUGAGGUGCAGGAAUAAGAAGUUCCCGACUUGCUACUGGAUCCCUUUCACCUGCCCCACUGCCUGCCCCAGAUCUUGCAAAGUAGAUUGUGAAAUAUGCAAGCCUGUUUGCCAUUGUAAUAAGCCUGGAGCCAUCUGCAAUGAUCCCCAAUUCGUGGGUGGUGAUGGCAUCACCUUCUACUUCCACGGCAAGAAGGACAAGGACUUCUGCUUGGUCACCGAUACCAACCUCCACAUCAACGGCCACUUCAUCGGCAGGAGAGGCGAUGGCAUGAAGCGCGACUUCACUUGGGUUCAAUCCAUUGGCGUCCUCUUCGGCACUCACAAACUCUUCCUUGGCGCCAAGAAGGUCGCUCAAUGGGACGAUGCGGUUGAUCAACUGGCCAUUGCAUUCGACGGCGAGCCCGUCUCUCUUGCCAUCACAGAGAACGCCGAAUGGACGGCCGCCGACUCUUCCCUCACCAUCACUCGCUCCGGCUCAACCACCAAUGAAGUGGUGUUGCAGGCACCCAACAACUUCAAGAUCGCGGCCAAGGUGGUUCCCAUCACCAAGCAGGACUCCAUGGUCCAUCGCUACGGCAUCAGAGACGACGACUGCUUCGCUCACCUCGAUUUGGGCUUCAGGUUCUACGCUCUCACUGGCAGCGUGAGCGGCGUGCUGGGCCAGACCUACGCGGAUAACUACGAGAGCCGAGCCAAGAUUGGCCUGAAGAUGCCUGUCUUGGGCGGCGAUCGCGAGUUCGCGUCGUCGGGACUCUUCACCACCGACUGCGCCGUGGCGAGGUUCAGGGGAGUCGUGCCGAGCAGCGUGGAGGGUGCGGUAGUGAGCGAUGAUGGGGAUUUGAAGUGCAAGACUGGCUUCAAUGGCCGUGGCAUGAUCUGCAAGAAGUGAAGAAAAUCACCAUCCGAUAGCUAAAGUAAAGCAGUCCUUUGGAUAACGUGUUUGCUUUGGUUCUUGCAUGUCGAAAUAAACAGGAAGGGGGGAGAAUGCCGCCGGGGAAACUCCUAUGGCGCCUUUCCUGAUUGUCUGUGUGUUUCCUUCGUCUUCUUUAAUUUUUCUUUUCCAACCGUUGGUUUGUUGUCAAAAAGAUCAGAGUGCAGCUUCUGUGGACUCUCCCCACUUUGGGUUUCACAG
Messenger RNA from Nymphaea colorata (pocket water lily), 1294 nucleotides. RefSeq lists its product as uncharacterized. The transcript has 3 exons. Lineage: Eukaryota; Viridiplantae; Streptophyta; Magnoliopsida; Nymphaeales; Nymphaeaceae. Bases 23 to 1051 code for a protein of 342 amino acids. The record is from RefSeq and is a predicted model, not a curated record.